UUUUAAGUGUAUCAGUCGUCAUUUCACAUCGCUACAGUAGGACGGAGAACGUCAGGAUUCAAUUUCAGCAUAUUUCUCUUACAACUGUAGUGGAGAAUUGCCUACUAUGAACUGAAUCUCUUCCUAAAACAAAAACAAGUAGAUCCUUGUGAAGUGACGCAUAAGCCAGUAGUUCAGCGUCGAGUUGUAAUUUUUUUGCUCCUCAAUGUAGCUAGAGGAAAUGGCUGUGGAAAGCAUGACUGUCCAUCCAAACUCCCCAACUACCAACCACGAACACAACAGUCUUCUGACUGACGAAAGGCCUGAAGAUGGAGAACUGGAGGAGGGCGAGUUGGAAGAUGAUGCAGAGGAGAUGGUGGAGGAGGAAACAGGCCAGGUGUCUGCUGCAGCUGGACAAGGUGUAGAUAAGGGCGAGGAUGCAGGAGGAGGUGGAGGAGGUGAUGAAGGAGGAGAAGCGGCGGCAGCAGAGAGGACUCGACGAAGCCGGGACCGCCACCCGAGCAGCGCUUCGGACGAUGAAAGAGCACACCGGCACAAGAGGAAGCGGAAGAAAGAGAAGGAGCGGGAAAGAGAGAAGAGGAGGGCGAAAAAGAAGCGCAAAUCAAAGCAUAAACGUCACGCAUCUUCUGACGACGACCACUCUGACUUCAGUGAGGACUCCGACUACAGUCCAAGCGAGAAGAGAAAAUACAGAGAAAGAGAUUACAGUCCACAAUACACAUCCUCUUCUCAUGGUGGCUACGGUGGGCCAAAGAAAGGCAGCUACAUGAAGAUGGACAAACAGGGUUAUGGGGGCUAUGACGACUAUGAAGAUGACAUGUAUGAGGGAGAGGAGGAGGAAGACAUGGGAGAGGAAGAGUAUGACGACUUCGCAAAGGAGCUCAACCAGUACAGAAAGGCCAAGGAGGGCGGCCGAGGUGGGAGAGGGGGCAGAGGUCGCAUGAAGAGCCUAAGAGGCCGUGGAGGAAUGAGGGGAGGGAGAAGAGGGAGAGGAGGAAGCAGGGGGCGAGGGGGGCGAGGAGGAAGGAUGGGGGGAGACGACGAUGGGGACGGCUACGGAGACGAUAUGGAGUAUGGAGAGGAAGACUAUGACAACAUGGGAGAGGAUGACUAUGAUGACUACUCUAAAGAACUCAGUCAGUACAAAAGGUCUAAAGACAGAGGCAGAGGUGUUAAAGGAGGCCGUGGACGAGGCAGAGGUAAAGGAGGGCGAGGCAUGAUCCGAGGACUGAAAGGCCGAAGCAGAGGGAGAGGAAGAGGCGACAUGGGGAACGACGACGACAACAAUGGGGACAUGGAUAACGGGGAUGGAGGUGAUGGUCCAGGAGCAGGGAGGCGACAUCAUCAUGAAAAGCACCAGGAUAAGAAAGGAAAAGCCCUCUGCAAGUAUUACAUCGAGGGGAGAUGCACCUGGGGGGACCACUGCAACUUCAGCCAUGACAUCGAGCUGCCCAAGAAGAAGGAGCUGUGUAAAUUCUACAUCACUGGUUUCUGCGCCCGCGGCGACCACUGUCCCUACAUGCAUGGGGAAUUCCCAUGCAAGCUGUUCCACACCACAGGAAACUGUGUUAAUGGAGACGAGUGCAUGUUCUCCCAUGAAGCCCUCAAUGACGACACUCAGGAGCUGCUCAACAAGAUGCUAGCAGAGGAUGCUGAGGCCGGAGCCGAGGAUGAAAAGGAGGUGGAGGAGCUGAAGAAGCAGGGGAUCAACCCCCUUCCUAAACCGCCUCCUGGAGUCGGCCUCCUCCCCACUCCCCCUCGCCCUGUAUCCAUGGACACCAACAUGGGCGCUGUGGACUUUGGUGGGCCUGUAGGUGGAGACUUUGGGGGUCCUCAUGGACCCAGUCAGGUUCCUCACAAAGGUCCACCGAUUCCACCUCCCGUCCCUGGACCGAACCCCCCCAUCGGUCCAGUCCACGGCCCGGAUGAAAGCCCCUUCCAAGGUGGACCACCCACAAAUCCCAACUGCCCUCCUCCACACAUGGUUCCCCCGCCUGGUGGUGGAGCAGCGGCCUCAGCCGGGAAGAAGAUUCCUUCGUUGUUUGAGAUUAAAGUUCAGCCAACAGGACAACUGGCUCAGAAACUGGCCGUCAGAAGCCAGGCUCCCAGUAGCAGUCAGGCUCAGACCGCACCUCCUGGACCCCAGGGCCCACCUGGGGCUCCCCCACCCCGCUUCCCUGGUCCUGCAGGCAUGAUGUCCCCUGAAUCACAGAACAUGGGGCCCGCCGGAGCCCCCAUGAUGGGGGGAUUUAACGACAGCCCCGCCCACGGAGGGACAGGACCUCCACAGGGUGGAGGAAACUUCUACAACGAGUUCUACAAUCAGCAGGACGGGAUGAAGAUGGAGGGAGCGCAAGAAGAUGACAGGUUUCAGAGUUUUUCCGGCAUGGACGACCGAGGAGGAACUGGAAACAGAGAAGGUCCUGCUAACGGGUCCACAGCCAGUCAGGGGGGCAUCUCUGUUCCAGACUUUCUGCCGCCUGCUCAGCGCGUCCUGUUCAUGAGGAUACAGCAGAAACAGCAGGAGGAAGAGGAGAGAGCACGCAGGAUGGCCGAGGGAGGGGCAGAAAAUCCUAAAACCGUUGAAGGUGACUCAGGGAACUGGUACUCCAGUGAGGAUGAGGAUGGUGGCAGCAGCGUGACCUCCAUCCUGAAGACACUCCGGCAGCAGACCCAGGCUCCGCUGAAAACGGACGGCGUUCCCGGCGACUCUCGUCUGCCGAAGCCUUCUUCUUCCCACCCUCCAGCUCGCCCGGCAGACCCCCGCCUAGCGCGAGACCCCCGCCUGGCCCGGGCUGCAGAGUCGGCCCACACAACAGACAGCGCUCAGCCCUCGGCUCCUUCGUCCCUGGGGCCGCCCACGGACCCUAGGCUAGCAAGGCUCGCUGCCUCGGCCUCACAUUCACCCCCUGCUUCAAAACCAGAACCUGCCAUGGUCUACAAGCCCCCCCCGCUCACCGCUCCAGCCGCAGAGGAGGAGGAGACGGAGCGGGUUCUACGGGACAAGCCUGUGCCGAUUCCUUUGGACCCGCUGAUGGGUAUGGCUCUGAGAGACCCUCGCUCUCAGCUGCAGCAGUUCAGUCACAUCAAGAAGGACAUCAUUCUGCACAUGCCCGCCUUCUCUAAAACCGUCACCUGGUCACCAGAGGACCUCCUCCCUCUCCCCAUUCCCAAGCAGGACCCCCUGCCUCUCCCUCCAGGCAUCCCUCCCGUACCCUCUUUGGGUCCACGCCUGUCCAGAGCCCAGCAGCCACAGCAGCUUCACUCGUCGCCGCCCCCCAACGCUCAGCCCGUUCCCUCCCUGGACCCUCCUGCAUCCUCCUCCCUUCCAGACUUUGAGCUGUUGUCUCGAAUCCUGAAGACUGUGAACUCCAUCCCGUCCCAGACCACCUCCCCUCCUCACGCACCCACUCCCCCUCCUGUCUUAUCGCUGCUCGGUCAACCGCCCCCCACGACUACCUCACCUGCAGAAAAACCCGUGGACCCUCGCUUACGUAAACCCCCGUCCGACCCCCGCCUGCAGCCACAGAAGUCAGCCCUGAAGCAACCAUCAGAACCGGUCCCCUCCGUCCCAGUUCCUGCUACGUCUCCAGCAGCUUCCUCAGGUUCCCCCCCUCCAACAAUCGCCCCCUACGACCCCAGGCUGCUCUCAUCAGGGGGGGCAGGCCGCAGUGGGAGCACAGGGGCACCAGGGGGAGCCAGCGUGCUGAGCAGCAUCAGCCUGUAUGACCCAAGGACUAACAAACCAGGUAGCCCUGGUACCAGCAGUGGCUCCAGCAACUCCCCCAACUCAGCCAGCACAGAAUCCAAACCCAGUGACGCCACAGCGAGUAAACCCAAGUCCAAGGAGCCGCUGUUUGUUAGGAAAUCUGCUCUGGACCAACCGGAGCCAGAGAAAAUUGUAGAGCAAGGAACUGAUCGAUACAACAGCUAUAACAGACCCCGACCCAAACCGGCCCCCUCGCCUAACUCCACGGCCCAGACGGCACCUGCUGCUGCCACUGGAGCUCAGAAUGCCCCUGGAGGGCCUGGAGAACAGGGGCCCGCAGGGGUCCACAACCUACCCGUGUCCUCCCUGUUCGGGGUGGUGAAACAGGCGGCCAAACCAGGCGGGACGAGCAGCCCGUUUGGAGGAAGCAGCCCGGCGCAGUCCGAACAGACAACCGCCGAGCAGGACAACGGCUCGCUGAAGGAAGUGUUCAAAGGCUUCGAUCCAACAGCCUCGCCCUUCUGUCAGUGAUACCAUAGAAACAGAGGGCCAAUCAGGUGGCUCGCAAGUUUGAACCUUUAUUUGGACGCCGAAGAGGUCGUUGACAAACCGCCUGAAAGACACAAACGUCUGUGAACGGGACGCCGCACUGAGGCUAAGGCUGUGGACUCUGUGUUGAUGGGAAAAAUCAGAUUUCUAUUUUAAACUUAUUGAUGUAUAAAAAGAUGUGUUCUCUUGUCUCAUAUCAGCAGAAAACGUUUCUAUAGAGCAAAUAUUUUAGCUUUAAAGCUUCUUUUUGUUCAGGAUUUUUUUUUCUUUUUUCUGCUGCACUGUCAGUCUUCAUGUCUGCAGCUCUGUGGGAACAAAUCAGAUUCUCAGCACCAAAAUGUCGCAUUUAGUGAAUUAUUUUCACUUUUUUUAUGUUUUCUGGAGAAAGAGACAAAACUAUCUAAAUAUAAAUCUAUAACCUGCUUGAUUUAUUUUCUAGUAUUUAUUUUUAUACUUCUUGGCACUGUCAGCUUGUGUUGCCCGAAGGUUAAUUGUUAUAUUCUAAUUCCGCGUUUCCAGGUCCGAUCUAAGCUCUUAACUUUCAGUUCUUUCUGUGCCACCGCUGUUAUCUCUUCUUUUUUUCACACAUUUGUUAAAACCUUUGCCUCCAUCUGCCUUGUAGAUAAUCUCACUGGUUGUAAAAACAGAAAAUUCCUGAUUAAAAUCGGCUUUUUUUUCCAGGAUUAGGAAAAUGUACCUGGACACUUUGCUAAAGCAUCACUUCCACUUCCUCAUACAAGGCUGGUCUUUUUCCUUUGUUUGCUCAAAAUUCACCAAUUUUCACAGUUA
Cyprinodon variegatus (sheepshead minnow) is the source of this 5047-nucleotide messenger RNA. RefSeq names its product zinc finger CCCH-type containing 4 (gene zc3h4). Gene Ontology annotation, biological process: negative regulation of DNA-templated transcription. The coding region runs from base 221 to 4240 and encodes 1339 amino acids. Gene Ontology annotation, cellular component: nucleus. The record is from RefSeq and is a predicted model, not a curated record. Gene Ontology annotation, molecular function: metal ion binding; RNA binding. The transcript has 14 exons. Lineage: Eukaryota; Metazoa; Chordata; Actinopteri; Cyprinodontiformes; Cyprinodontidae.